AUGGCGGCUUCACCAGAGGGCUUCUUGCAUAGCUACGAGGCGAAAACCACUCACCAUUGGAAUGCAGCGUUGGCCACUCACGCAGAGAUCAAAGAGUGCCAGCGCAACCGGAACCUCUCAGGCUUGAUGACGAUGCAUUCGGCGCCUGGUGAGGAAAGCCAACUAGAGAUCUUAGCCUUGAAGCCUGAGCCUUACAAGAGUGAUUGUGCAGAGAUCAUCCGCGGAUACGGGAAGGAAGCUGGAGCUUGUGUCUUGGAGUGUCAGAAAUUUGACUCCGUUGCCCAGGGGGAGUUGAACUUCGUGCUCGAGUCGGCCCUCCGGGAGGAUUAUCAAUGUGACGCCUUGACUCAUGCGUUGCGCAAUGAACUUAACACUGGAGCAAGUGCAGUGGAGGAAACGAAGGUUUCCUUUGCCAGUGUGCAAGGCAAAUCCUAUACACAGGCGCUCCUCCAGCAGUUCCCCGAAUCAGUGGUGAAUGACAUGACCGAUGAACAGAAGCGCGAGAAGUAUCCACAAAUGCAGAGGCAGUUGUAUGAACAGCAUGUGAAGGGAACCAAGUCUCAGGCCGCUUCGCUCUUGCAAAGAAGCACACUUCCCUCCAACCAUGUCAUCGUCCAGGAGAAGCAACACAAGGCAGAGGCUCUGCAGCUUGAGGCCAACCUAAUGACCUCCAGGCGUACGAUGGUCGAGGUAUUGCGUGCUGGCUUGGAGGAGCAACAGGCUGACGCCCGAGACAAGAAGCUCAGGUGCACCAACCUCCGCCGGGUCACUUGCCGGGAGGAAGCCACCAAACGUGAAGCACUGGAGGAGGCAGAGAAGGCGCAUAUGAGGGCAUGGAGAGAAUACCAAGAUGCUUACAUCCGGGAUGAGGCCGUGGUCAUCUUGGAGGCUGGGUCUUCUCAGAAAUUGAAGCAAAUUGAUGUGCGGAGCUUGUUGUUUUCUCGACAGGCAGAUCUGUCAGCUGCGGACAAGGCUGUCACCGAAGCCCUGACAGCUGCUGAGUUGGCUUGCCAGGACUGGGACAUUGUGGAGCCAGAUCGGAACAGGUCGAAGGAAGGGGCCAGGUCGGUUUGGUGA
This is a messenger RNA of Durusdinium trenchii, 1077 nucleotides long. Lineage: Eukaryota; Dinophyceae; Suessiales; Symbiodiniaceae. The record is from the annotation of a GenBank genome assembly.